AUGCAGGCACCAAAAAAUAAAAGGAAUGAAGAUUCAAAAUCGAAAAAUAGCAAGAAAUUGAUCCGAAAUAGCAAUGACCGAGAAGAUACCUAUAAUGCUAGAGGAAAUGGACAGAGCUCUAGUUCUUGUAGCAUUGAAGAUUAUUCUAAUAGCUCUCGCAAAUCAAAUGAAGAAACUUCAGAGCCCCAAGGCUUAGCCACCAUUAACUCGAACGGAAAAAGAAGAGCCAGCAGAGGUUCUGCAACUGAUCCCCAAAACCUCUAUGCAAGGAGAAGAAGGGAAAGAAUCAAUGAGAGGCUGAGAAUCUUGCAAAAUCUUGUACCCAAUGGGACAAAGGUCGACAUUAGCACUAUGCUAGAAGAGGCUGUCCAUUAUGUCAAGUUCUUACAGCUGCAAAUCAAGUACUGUCAAUGGAAGAAGCUUGUAAGCACACAUCACGAGUUGAAAAUUUUAGCUGUUAUAUGCAUAACAUUGUUAAGCUCAGAUGAUUUAUGGAUGUUUGCUCCAAUUGCUCAUUACAAUGGCAUGGAUACUGAUCUUCAUCACAAGAUUUCUACUUAUCUAUGA
Olea europaea var. sylvestris is the source of this 567-nucleotide messenger RNA. RefSeq names its product transcription factor bHLH84-like. The record is from RefSeq and is a predicted model, not a curated record. The coding region runs from base 1 to 567 and encodes 188 amino acids. Gene Ontology annotation, cellular component: nucleus. Gene Ontology annotation, biological process: regulation of transcription by RNA polymerase II. NCBI's taxonomy places the organism in Eukaryota, Viridiplantae, Streptophyta, Magnoliopsida, Lamiales, Oleaceae. The transcript is spliced from 5 exons. Gene Ontology annotation, molecular function: DNA-binding transcription factor activity, RNA polymerase II-specific; RNA polymerase II cis-regulatory region sequence-specific DNA binding; protein dimerization activity.